UGUGUCUUCUAUUUCUACUGUCCUCCUAUGUGAUGUGUCUUCUAUUUCUACUGUCCUCCUAUGCGAUGUGUCUUCUAUUUCUACUGUCCUCCUAUGUGAUGUGUCUUCUAUUUCUACUGUCCUCCUAUGUGAUGUGUCUUCUAUUUCUACUGUCCUCCUAUGUGAUGUGUCUUCUAUUUCUACUGUCCUCCUAUGUGAUGUGUCUUCUAUUUCUACUGUCCUCCUAUGUGAUGUGUCUUCUAUUUCUACUGUCCUCCUAUGUGAUGUGUCUUCUAUUUCUACUGUCCUCCUAUGUGAUGUGUCUUCUAUUUCUACUGUCCUCCUAUGUGAUGUGUCUUCUAUUUCUACUGUCCUCCUAUGUGAUGUGUCUUCUAUUUCUACUGUCCUCCUAUGUGAUGUGUCUUCUAUUUCUACUGUCCUCCUAUGUGAUGUGUCUUCUAUUUCUACUGUCCUCCUAUGUGAUGUGUCUUCUAUUUACAUUUACAUUUAAGUCAUUUAGCAGACGCUCUUAUCCAGAGCGACUUACAAAUUGGUGCAUUCACCUUAUGACAUCCAGUAGAACAGUCACUGUCACUAUUUCUACUGUCCUCCUAUGUGAUGUGUCUUCUAUUUCUACUGUCCUCCUAUGUGAUGUGUCUUCUAUUUCUACUGUCCUCCUAUGUGAUGUGUUUCUACUGGAGAGAAACCGCUGUAUCAGGCUGGACUACAUGGACCCCAGGUCUGGUUCCUGGGACUGGAGAGAAACCACUGUAUCAGGCUGGACUACAUGGACCCCAGGUCUGGUUCCUGGGACUGGAGAGAAACCACUGUAUCAGGCUGGACUACAUGGACCCAGGUCUGGUUCCUGGGACUGGAGAGAAACCACUGUAUCAGGCUGGACUACAUGGACCCCAGGUCUGGUUCCUGGGACUGGAGAGAAACCACUGUAUCAGGCUGGACUACAUGGACCCCAGGUCUGGUUCCUGGGACUGGAGAGAAACCACUGUAUCAGGCUGGACUACAUGGACCCAGGUCUGGUUCCUGGGACUGGAGAGAAACCACUGUAUCAGGCUGGACUACAUGGACCCAGGUCUGGUUCCUGGGACUACAUGGACCCAGGUCUGGUUCCUGGGACUACAUGGACCCAGGUCUGGUUCCUGGGACUGGAGAGAAACCACUGUAUCAGGCUGGACUACAUGGACCCCAGGUCUGGUUCCUGGGACUGGAGAGAAACCACUGUAUCAGGCUGGACUACAUGGACCCCAGGUCUGGUUCCUGGGACUGGAGAGAAACCACUGUAUCAGGCUGGACUACAUGGACCCAGGUCUGGUUCCUGGGACUGGAGAGAAACCACUGUAUCAGGCUGGACUACAUGGACCCCAGGUCUGGUUCCUGGGACUGGAGAGAAACCACUGUAUCAGGCUGGACUACAUGGACCCCAGGUCUGGUUCCUGGGACUGGAGAGAAACCACUGUAUCAGGCUGGACUACAUGGACCCCAGGUCUGGUUCCUGGGACUGGAGAGAAACCACUGUAUCAGGCUGGACUACAUGGACCCCAGGUCUGGUUCCUGGGACUGGAGAGAAACCACUGUAUCAGGCUGGACUACAUGUUCUAUUGCACCGUGUCUAGACCGUUCCAUCAUUUGAAAACCAUACCAAGUUGAAAAUGUGUUUCAAAUUCAUUGUACACGAUAGUUUACGUUAGUUUAGAUUGGGGAUGAUUUACAAGGGGUUGUUGCAGUGGUAUGCUGGAUUACCAAAUUGAAUAUAUAAAAAAAACAUUUUUAAGAAAUACGAUGAGAUUGAGGUUUGGGUUACAUUUUCUUCCAUGAAUGAGUCAUCCCCUGCUCCUUUCUCUCCAUUUCUCUCUCCAUUUCUCUCUCCAUUUCUCUCUCUCUGU
This is a messenger RNA of Oncorhynchus keta (chum salmon), 1880 nucleotides long. RefSeq lists its product as uncharacterized. Lineage: Eukaryota; Metazoa; Chordata; Actinopteri; Salmoniformes; Salmonidae. The transcript is spliced from 6 exons. The record is from RefSeq and is a predicted model, not a curated record. Bases 33 to 1610 code for a protein of 525 amino acids.